Messenger RNA from Danio rerio (zebrafish), 1493 nucleotides. It is a transcript of the gene tspan36, whose product is annotated as tetraspanin 36. The record is from RefSeq and is marked validated. Gene Ontology annotation, cellular component: membrane; endoplasmic reticulum membrane; Golgi membrane. Lineage: Eukaryota; Metazoa; Chordata; Actinopteri; Cypriniformes; Danionidae.
AAACGAGCCUAAAGUCUCAGUAUUGCGCGUCACGCCACACGUAUUUCCGCACAUGGACAGAGCAGCGCGGAUGAAUGAUGUGUGCGGUAUUUAGGACCUGGGGGGAGUUCCCGCAAUGCGAGUAUGAGAAAGCAUGUGACAAACUACUGAUCUAUAAAGAACACGAGGGAAAAGAAAGCGUCCCAAACAGUUGGAAACAUUUCAUCGCUUCAUCGACUACCAUCUUUCAGCAGCAGACAUGGAUUGCGGAAUUAUAACAUCAAAAACCAUUCUUUUGUUACUCAGUUUAAUAUUUUGGGCUGCUGGAGCGGCCCUCGCAUAUGUUGGCUCCUAUGUGAUCAAGAGCUACAACAACUUUGAGGACUUCAUGUCUGACAGACACACCCUCAUCCCAGCCGCCAUCAUCAUUGGUGUAGCGGUGGUCAUGUUCAUCAUUGGGUUCGUCGGCUGCUGUGCAACUCUGAGAGAGUCGAAAGUUGGUUUAGGCCUUUUUCUUAUCAUCAUCAUGCUAAUCUUCGCAGCUGAAGUCACCGCUUUUGUGUUCGGCAUCAUCUACAGGGGCAGAAUUAGGGGUGACCUAGAAAAGUCAAUGAAUGACGUCUUCCUGAAGUAUGAUGGUCUGAACAGUGAAACUCAUGCAGUGGAUUACUUGCAGUCUCAGCUGGAGUGCUGUGGUGUGAAAAACCAGACCGACUGGACUUUAACAUCGUGGUUUGCCCAACAUAACAACACUGUGCCUCAAUCCUGCUGUAAAGCAAACAUGACGCAGUGCACUGGUCAGCUCUCCCAGCCAGAUCUGCUGAACACACAGGGGUGUGAAGCUAAACUGGAGCAGGUGCUUCAAGAUGUGCUCAGCUAUGCAAUGCUGGUCAUCCUGGGUUUUGCUAUCAUAAAGUUUUUUGGGAUGCUCAGCGUCUGCGUGAUCACCUGCAAGAGCAAGAAGAAUGAGUAUCAACCUCUGUACGCAUGAUCAGAGUCUCCUGAAUCCAUCUUUUUCUCUGUUCAGAGAAUCUCUACAUUCUCUAUACUGUGCAGCUAAACACAGCCUCACUGGCACCAUCGACAACAGUGCUGACACACACACACACACACUCAGUUACUUUUAUUGCCGUUUGCUUUGAAUGCCAAAGCACAAGCUGAAGUGUUUGGUCUGAAAUACUGAGCAUUAUUAGAUUCGAAAGAGGGCUGAAAACUAUGAUGUUCUUUGAUGGUUGAUGGUUUUUCUGCCAGAUAAAUACCAAAUACUGUAUUUAUAUUUACUGCACAAGGUAUUAGGAUAUGUUACUACAGCGGCGUUUCACCAAAUAUUUCAAAUGUAUAGGUCAAACUUCAAAGUUGAAAAAUGUUUUAAGGAUUUUAUGCGUUUGUGGGUAUUUGUUUUUUCCUUACUGCUGCUGUCUACAUGAUUUCUGUCUUACUGUUGUCUGUUUAUUAUAUUACAUAAAAUGGUUCAAACAGAAGGAUAUUAAAUUAUAGAAAUAAAUUGCUCUGAG